AGCGGAAGUGCGGACAGCAACAAACGCGGCGAGGCAAGAUGGCGGCGGCCAAGAGAAAGCGGCGUGGGAGCCUGGAGGUUCAAGCAAAGAAGCCAAAAAGGAGCCGGAAAGAUGCCGGGCAGCCAGCUAAGCAGGCCGAUGUGGCAAAAGAGGAAGAGGAAGAAAAUAGAGAUCGUAUUCCAGGUCCCGUUUGCAAGGGCAAAUGGAAAAAUAAGGAGCGGAUCCUCAUCUUUUCUUCCAGAGGAAUAAAUUUCAGAACAAGACACUUAAUGCAAGACUUGAGAAUGUUGAUGCCUCAUUCUAAAGCAGAUACUAAAAUGGAUCGUAAAGAUAAAUUAUUUGUGAUAAAUGAGGUCUGUGAAAUGAAAAAUUGCAACAAAUGCAUCUACUUUGAAGCUAAGAAAAAACAGGAUCUCUAUAUGUGGCUUUCAAAUUCACCUCAUGGGCCAUCUGCCAAAUUCUUGGUUCAAAAUAUUCACACCCUGGCUGAACUAAAGAUGACUGGAAACUGUUUGAAAGGUUCUCGGCCCCUUUUGUCUUUUGACCCUGCUUUUGAUGAGUUGCCACAUUAUGCUCUGCUAAAAGAAUUCUUAAUUCAGAUCUUCAGUACACCACGGUACCAUCCCAAGAGUCAGCCGUUUGUGGACCACGUGUUUACAUUCACCAUUCUGGAUAACAGGAUAUGGUUUCGGAACUUCCAGAUUAUAGAAGAAGAUGCUGCUCUAGUGGAAAUAGGACCUCGUUUUGUCUUAAAUCUAAUAAAGAUUUUUCAGGGAAGCUUUGGAGGACCAACCUUAUAUGAAAAUCCUCAUUACCAGUCUCCAAAUAUGCAUCGUCGAAUCAUAAGGUCCAUGACAGCUGCAAAGUACAGAGAGAAACAGCAAGUCAAAGAUGUUCAGAAAUUGAGGAAGAAAGAACCAAAGACUGUUCUACCACAUGAUCCCACUGCAGACGUGUUUGUUACACCAGCAGAGGAGAAACCAGUAGAAAUACAGUGGGUGAAACCAGAGCCCAAAGUGGAUCUGAAAGCAAGAAAGAAACGGAUUUACAAAAGGCAUCGGAAACUACAACAGAAGAUGGGCAGAGGGAGUGCAAAAGGAAUCAGUGGAUAACUAUCUUUUAGUUAUUAUAUAUUUUGUAUUCCAUGUGUAAAUACUUUUGGUAUAUAGAACUAGCUAUGUCUAAUUAGGGUGCCAUUUUAAAAAAUUAAAAUCUUUAAGUCAGUGUUGGUCUUUUUCUAAAUAAACCAUCUUCAGAACUCA
Messenger RNA from Apodemus sylvaticus (European woodmouse), 1262 nucleotides. RefSeq names its product biogenesis of ribosomes BRX1 (gene Brix1). The record is from RefSeq and is a predicted model, not a curated record. Gene Ontology annotation, cellular component: nucleolus. Gene Ontology annotation, biological process: ribosomal large subunit assembly; rRNA processing. Gene Ontology annotation, molecular function: rRNA binding. Lineage: Eukaryota; Metazoa; Chordata; Mammalia; Rodentia; Muridae. The coding region runs from base 39 to 1112 and encodes 357 amino acids. The transcript has 10 exons.